Messenger RNA from Ilex paraguariensis (yerba mate), 234 nucleotides. The record is from the annotation of a GenBank genome assembly. Lineage: Eukaryota; Viridiplantae; Streptophyta; Magnoliopsida; Aquifoliales; Aquifoliaceae.
AUGGGUGGUGGCUUCGAAUUCAACAAUGACGGCACACAGUUUGUCAAGCAAUCUGGCGUGGAAGCGGUGCCGGUGUGGGUUGUCGGCAUGCUUGUAGUGGACUAUUGUGGAAGCGGUGCCGGUGUGGGUUGUCCGCAUGCUUGUGGUGGACUAUUGUGGAAGCUGCCAGAUCUUAUCCGAAAGCCACGACGCUUGAAGACAAGGAGAAGAUCUGUGGAGAAGGUUCAGGAAUGA